Molecule: messenger RNA, 3672 nt
Organism: Symbiodinium sp. CCMP2592
Lineage: Eukaryota; Dinophyceae; Suessiales; Symbiodiniaceae
Source: the annotation of a GenBank genome assembly
AUGGCUGCUCGCUUUGCCAAGCUUACGAAAGCUUGGCAGAACCUGAAGCUUAGCAAGAGCCGGCAAGCCAAGGGCAUGCCGUGGCUACGCUGGGAGGAGGAAGAAGAGAGGGAGUGUGAGCCGGGUGCACAGGCUUUGACAUUUAACUGUCAGAUGGUGCGACUUAUGGUUGAGCACCUGCAGCAGCUUACUUUGGUCUCGAUCGUUUUGCUUCAAAAGGUAGAGGAGUUCUAUGAGAACCAGGGGUGGGAUGUGACUCCCUCCCGCAUCUACAAGGACAGCUGGGGCCUUCGGAAGUUGUACUCCUAUGCCCUGAGACGUGAAGCUGAUUGCCACAAGCGAGGGCAAACACCUGCCGGCGAGGCAGUCCAGAAGCUGUUCCAGCUCAUCCGGGAACUCCGGAAUACGCUGCCCACUCCUGCCCGAAAGCUGAAAGGUUGUGUCAAGCAGAUCUAUGAGAGAAAGAAGGCAGAAGAGGGAGAGCGAGCAGACGAGGAGCAGGAGGAGGAGGAGGCCCUCGUGACACCAGUAAGGCGACUUCAAGCGAAGACAGCAGUCGCUGAGGAGGAAGUGCUUUUUGUGGGCUCUUCGGAAACGAAGGAAAAGAAAGACAAUGACAAGGAUGGCCCGAAGGAGGCUGAUCUUGUUGAUCCGCAGAUGCAGAGGUCGAUGAGAACUGCGAAGAAGGGCAAGGGCAAGGGCAUGUGCAAAUCCAGCAAAACUGUGAUUAAGAAUCACCUCAAGGAGAAGCCCGAGCCAAAGAAGGCCAAGGCCAAAGGAAAUUCUAAGAAGAAUAAGAAGGAUGCAGGCGGUCCAGUUGCAAACAUACUGAUGGUGAUCUUCAACAUUGUCAGCAACAUGGAGUUUGAUGCUGUGGAAUUCUUUGUUCAUCACACAAUGGAUGCAAGACAACUUCUGAAGUCCCUGGAGGCUCGUCGUGAGCAGGAGCAGCUGACAACGCCAGCUGCUGAUCUCGAGGAGGCUGAAGAGCCUCCCAGCAAGAAGCCCCGGCUUCGAAAGAAGAAGUCGAAACGAGGAAAGCUUGAUACUGCUGCCGAGGAUAAUGAUCUAGGGCAGGAAAAGGGGACACCCGAGAAGCCUCCCCCGAAGCCUUCUGCCGCAAAGAGCCCGGUCCGUUUUCAGAGCCCCAGGCCUACUGGUGGGGCUGCCUCCUCAGGCCUAGAGCGAGUGGUUGACAAGGGGGAAGAUGCCCAGGAUGUUUGGGGAGGGUCGGAGCCACCUUCCGCACCAAAGGCCUCGACACCCCCGCCGAAGACUUUCAGCCCCAAACCUGGGACCCCAAGCUACGACAGUGCCACCGAAGGCUGGGACACCAAAGAAGGCUUCGACACCAAAGGCUUCGACACCCAAGGCUUCGACACCCAAGCCCUCGACACCCAAGCCCUCGACACCCCGACCCACGCCCCAGAACAGACGCCCAAGAAGGCGACACCACGAAAGUCCCUGCUUGCAAGUUUUGACGAAGCUUGUGCCCAGCCUCCCGCAGAAGUCUUGACUCUUCCAGCACCUCGGUCCGACUCCGAGAACGAGGAUGACGACAUGCUGCAGUUCGCACUACACAACAUGAUCGAGGACAAGGAUAUCUACGGCACGCCACUGAAGGAGCUGUUCACGCAGAGGGUGAAGCACACAUACACGCAGAGCAGGAAGGACAAGUACCAGAAGAAGCUUAUUUGGUACUAUUGCGAUAUUGCCUAUGAGGCUGUUCGCUCCGACAAGGACGAGGAGCAGAUGAGCCGAGAGACGGGACUGGGUGAAGCCCAAGUCAGUGAUGUGCCUUUGGGACUGGGGGCGAGCCUUCCCAACCUCAACUCCGACGAUGAAGACGAUGUAGAAGCAGAGGAUGAUGAUGAAGAUGAAAAGGAUGAGGAUGCUGAGGAGGGUACGCAGCCAACGGCUAAGCUAGGAAAGCGAAAGACCAAGGAGGAUCUAAAUGAUGUGAACGAGGACAGGAAAGCGGAUUUGCUGAAGACCCAGAUCAAAGAACUGGGUGUGAAACAUGAUGAACUCGUCGACAUAAAGUCUGCCUAUGACUGCGACGAGGAGAUUGAUUCCGGGAUGCUGGGCAGCAUGAAGCUGACUAAGCUGAUGGGCCAGAUCAACAAGCUGUCGAGUCGCAUGGCUAUGGAGGAGAACAAAAUCAAGAAGACUGUGUUGUCCGGUGCCAAGACGGAAAAGCCGAAGGCGGCCCCCAAGCCUGAUCCCGCAAAGCCAAAAGGCAAGGCCAAGGCGGCGAACAGGUCGCCGAAGUGUUCUGACCUCGAGCCCUUGUCCCACAAGAUACGGGGGCACUUCAUGUGCAACUUCGGGGUAUCACAUGAGUUGGUUGCCGGGGUGGCACGUGCCGUGGAGUCGGAGAUCAACGAUUCUUUUGGGGAGGAGGCUGCCGCAAAGCUAAAGUCUUACAAGCUUCUUUGCAAGAUGAGUCGUGGGCACCUCACCGGUCAUGCAGCACAGAAGACCCGAGACGCUUUGGCUACUAUGCCAGAAAGCCAGGCACCAAUACCGGUAACCGGAGUUGAUGUUGGCUUGAAGCAGCUUUUUCCGUGUAUUCUGUUUUCUGAUUAUCUUCGGGUGCUAGCUGAUCAGAACAAGCUGAACGUGCUUACAAAAGAUGUCAACCUUGAAGCUUUCUGGGACAAGAUGCAACCGCUGAGACCACAGCAUCCCAUCUUCCAGCUGCCUGCAAGUGCAAGGGCUUGUACCAUUCCACUCUACCUCAUAGGGGAUGAGGGCCGUGGCUACAAGAAGUCAGCUGUUUUCGUGUUGGGGUCAGAAUCACUGCUCGGCGAUGGCUGUGAUGCACAAGACUCGCAAACUGCAGAGGACAAGAUGAAAAUGAACUUCGUGGGAAAUACUUUUCUUACCAGGCAGCUGUUCGCAUGCAUGCCCAAGUACUUGUAUGCCAAGAAGGACCUGCCCCUUCACAAACUUAUCAAUAUCUGGGCAGAAGAUUUUGCGAAACUCUUCUACGAUGGCCUGCAGAUCCGCAGCGGCGGCUGCACGCAGACAUGGCGGGUCGCUGUUCUGGGUUUGAAGGCUGAUUGGCCGGCUCUGGAUAAGCUGGGUCUCUACUUGCAUAUGAAUAACCUCACUGCGAAGGGACUGUUGGGGAUCAGCUCGUCAGCAGACUUCCCUGUCGGGCAGUGGUUCAAAGGUGCCGAUACCACAUUUGUGCUGAAAUAUCUGAUCUGGAAGUACGAGGCUCUACAAGAGUCAGGUGCCCUGGAGGGCCACAGCGAGGCUGAGUACUUGGGUCAGAUUCUGGAGUGCCUGCGAGCCUCCGAUGGGUUCCUCAGCUGCUUGUAUAAGGCGGGGUUGUUCUUGAACAACCGUCGCCUUAUCAGGAUUUGUCGGCUGGCCACGGCGAUGGUUACAAAGUAUACCAAAAUUGCGGCGAUGGCACAUUCAAGAUCCUUGCCCAGGUUCAAAUUGACACCGAAGUACCAUAUGCUGCUGCACGUGGUGCACCAGCUGCUGGUGGACAAGGAGGCCAAUCGGUCACCCGUCAACCCGUUGGCUUAUUCAUGCCAGAUGGCAGAGGACUUCAUUAAUCGAAUUGCAACUCUGGCAAGAUCUGUGAACCCACGUUUUGUGCCCGAGAGAACCUUGUACCUCUACAAGGUCGCACUCGCAAAGGUGUGGGAGUGA